This is a messenger RNA of Centruroides sculpturatus (bark scorpion), 1053 nucleotides long. Its product is annotated as probable cyclin-dependent serine/threonine-protein kinase DDB_G0292550. The record is from RefSeq and is a predicted model, not a curated record. Lineage: Eukaryota; Metazoa; Arthropoda; Arachnida; Scorpiones; Buthidae. The transcript has 3 exons. Bases 16 to 1053 code for a protein of 345 amino acids.
AAAAUUUUUAAAGUAAUGAUAAAAGAAUCUGUUUUGGAGUUAUUGAAAUCAAUUUUGCAAAGUUUAUAUGGUGAUAUUCAUAAUAAUGAUCAGAAUAAUUCAACAAAAUAUGUAGGAAGAACUAAAGAGACUAAUUUUGAAAAUUACAAAUGUGAUAUGAUCUCAGACAUAGAUAAUGAAACUAUUGAAAGAGCUGAAAUUUCUCCUGAAAAAAAUAAAAUUGAUGACAGUAAUGAAGGUUUACUAAAUAAUAAUAAAUCAAAAAGUAAUCAUUUACAGUUGAAUGAAAGAAAUAAUAAUAAAAAUAAUAUCAGUGAUGAAGCUGCAUCAGAUGCAAUAAUUAUAAACGAAGAAAACUAUCAAAAUCCAAGUUCAAGAAAAGACUGUUUAAUACAAUCUUCAGAAAAUAAUAACAAUAUACCUAAAUGCAAAGAAAAAUCCUCUGAUGCUACUAUUGAAGAUCUUGUCACUGUAUGGUUAAAUGAUGAUGACGACUUUGAUGAAAUCAGUAAAGAAAUUGAAUUAGAAUUUCCAUCAGAAAAUGCUGAUGACAAUGAAAUUUUACAAUUGUCAAAUAACAAAGAUAAUUCAAAUUGCAAAAAUAUUACUAAUAAAGAUGAUAAUGCUUGCAAGAAAACAAUGGAAAAUAUAGAACAAGCAGAAAAGAAUGAAAGGAUUAAUUGGUCUCUUGGUAAUAUUAGAAAUGAACAAGGAAAUUUUAUUGAGCCUGUAAAAUUAUUUAUUCCAUCAACAAAGAAAAGAACUUUAGAAGAUUCUUCAAAAAAUUCCACUAAAUCAAAAUCUCCUGUUAAAAAACAAAAGAGCAUUAAAAACACUUUGGACCAACUUUCUGUCUCUGAUAUGUUUAUUAGUCAAUCAAAUGAAAAAUUUGUUACUCCAUAUACUUUAUUUUGUAGAGAUAAGAAACAUGAAGGUCAACAUCACUUCCUACUUUCCUAUCCAAACUUGCCACACGACGUCAUGAAAUCCCUAAGUGUGUGGUGCAAAGGACUCCUAUUGCACAGGAGCUUGACAUUCUGUUGUUUUUCCUGA